Aedes albopictus (Asian tiger mosquito) is the source of this 1200-nucleotide messenger RNA. RefSeq names its product nanos homolog 2. Gene Ontology annotation, cellular component: perinuclear region of cytoplasm. Lineage: Eukaryota; Metazoa; Arthropoda; Insecta; Diptera; Culicidae. The transcript is spliced from 3 exons. Gene Ontology annotation, biological process: oogenesis; negative regulation of translation. Gene Ontology annotation, molecular function: mRNA binding; zinc ion binding. Bases 426 to 1004 code for a protein of 192 amino acids. The record is from RefSeq and is a predicted model, not a curated record.
AUUUUGUUGUUGUAAACCGCUGUCCAAAAGUUUAUCGUCCGUGUUCGUUUUCGUUCGAGUCGAGCGCGCGCAAAUUUCCACGAAACCAUUUUGAUUCCCGUCUGCCGCGCAACGCCCUCCUUUCGUGGUAUCAUUCCGUGGGGUCACGCAUUUAAAUACCCUCGCUCGUCGGGAAAGUCAGCUGACUGGAAGAUUUAAAUCCCCGCGAGUAGACUUCCAACUUCCAACGCGAACUUGGCGCGCAACUUAUGAAUGAAACGCCGGGACUCAUUCAUAAAACGCUUUCACUUAGCCUCAUUCCCUCGAAGUCGGUCCAGCAGUGAACAUCGUCGCCGGUUCGGUGCGAUUCCCGGAACUCCGAAGAAGUAUAGUGAAGUUAGUUAGUGCACGUAACAAAAGAAUUGAGCCAAAAACGUAACCGAAAGAUGUCGGUCAGUCAGGAAACGCUGGACAUGAUCACGGCGGCCAUCAAGAACGGAGACAACGUGCAGGGUUCGCUGGUCCGCUCGAAGCUGACCAACCGGCUGGUGUGGAGCUCUCCCGAAGUCGACGAGAACGAUCCGUACGGGCAGUACCUGAGGAUGAUCGGCCAGGGCAGGCAGCUGAUGGCGCCGCCGAAGACGACGGGUGCCGGUAGUAGUAGUAGUACCGGAGGACGCAUGAUUCUGGGGGAGAAUCAGCAGCAGCAACAGCAUGUGAUGCAUGAAAAUGUGAAUGGCGCGCGCCGGAACGGCAAGAAGCAUGACAAGGAAAACUGGCGCGACCAGUGGGAGAUUCUGAAGAAGCCCGGCAACUACUGCAGCCUAUGCAAGAACAACAAGGAAGGAAGGGAGAUCUAUCUGUCGCACAAUCUGAAGGGACCGAACGGCGAGGUGACCUGCCCGAUACUUAAGGAGUGCGACUGCCCGUGCUGUGGCCAACGGGGACAUACCAUCGCGUACUGUCCGGAGAAUCAAACGGGAACCAGCGUCCUCAAGACAAUCAAUCGUCACAACCGAAUCUAACUAGAACGCACUUGUGACCCAUGCGUGAUCCCUCCUUAUUCGUUGGUACCCCUGCUCGUUGUGGGUACUACCACCACUUCUGUGUGUUAUUUAUUGUAUCUAUUUAUUUAUUUAUUGACUCACCCUUUAUUGGAUGCUAAUUGUACAAUUUUUGCUACUAACACCAUUUACACAAAUGUAACGUUUGAUAGAACUU